AGAGUGGAUCCUUAUUCUGAAAAGAACAAAGGUCCUUGCCAAGAACAAAUGAGAGACGAUUUUGCAGCAACAGCAUAUGAGAAGUCAGGUAAAGUGGCUUGGCUUGUUUUGGUUCCUCAAACUAUCUAGAAACACACAACUUCACGAAUUACAAAUACAUGCAAUCACCUAAAUUCAAAACACACCGAAAGACAACAAAAUUCAAACAUAAACACGUGAAACUGAA
Messenger RNA from Arabidopsis thaliana (thale cress), 226 nucleotides. RefSeq lists its product as uncharacterized. The record is from RefSeq and is marked reviewed. Bases 77 to 172 code for a protein of 31 amino acids. NCBI's taxonomy places the organism in Eukaryota, Viridiplantae, Streptophyta, Magnoliopsida, Brassicales, Brassicaceae. The transcript has 2 exons.